AUCAGCUGUUUCGGCCCCCAGUGCAGGUUGUCGCAAGUAUAGACGUCAUUUUCGUUUCAGAAAUACAUCACGGGUUAGCUAGCAACACUAUGCGGGACAUUUCAUGUGCACUAGCUUUGCACGAACACUAGCGUGUGUCAGCUUGAGGGUUAGGAGACGCUGUUUUUGCGGAAGGUAGAAAGCAGAGCAUGACGCCAUGAGCUGAGCGCCCUAACGGUUGAGAUCAGAGGCACCGCAGUUGAGAUCAAAGGCACCGAACGCCGCGGUUACAUUUGUUGCCAUGCAGCAGUCAGAGAGCGGCGGAGGGGCGGCGACUUCUGAAGUCCAGCUCAACGACCAGCCCAACGCGCUCAUCGCGUGUAAAGUGCCAGAAGAGGUUUUUAAUGAGCAGCAGUUAAAGGAGCAGUUUGAAGCUUUGUUCCGUGCAUUUGAUCCCAGCACAUCAUUCCAGUUCUUCAAAAGCUUCAGACGGGUUCGGAUCAACUUCACCGAUGCGUUGGCGGCAGCCGAGGCCCGAGUCAAACUCCAUAAGAGUGACUUCAAUGGAAAGGAGAUGCGUCUGUAUUUCGCUCAGUCAGUGCUUAUCGGCAGUACUCGUCUUGAGCCUCCUAAACCAGAGAAGCAGUUCCUCAUCUCUCCUCCAGCGUCGCCCCCUGUAGGCUGGGCGCAGUCACUGGACGCUAAGCCUGGCAUCAACUUUGACCUGCUGUGUGCUGUGUCUAAACUAGGACCAGGAGAACAAUAUGAGAUCCACAGUGGAACCACCAACACACCCAGUGUGAUCGUACACGUUUGUGAGGACGACGAAGACAGUGAAGACGAGACCGCAGAGGGUGGCAAACGUGCGCGACCCAAGAUCAUCCAGACCCGCCGUCCAGACAACGUCCCAUCCGUCAACCAGUGAGCGGCUAAUUCUGGGCCGUUUCGUCUUCGCCACCAACACUGGAAUAACUAGGAAGCAUGCGGUCAUGCAGUUCAUCAUCCUCACCACCGGGGAGGCUGGCGAGCAUCAGAUCCUCUUCCUAGUUAGCGAGGGAGUCGACCAUCCUCACAUCUCGACGUUUCAUUUCUAAACAUCCAUCUCUGAUGGAGUCAGGGACUUUUGAGGACUUGGGAGAGUUUCUCUCAUCUUACGAAUGUCAUUAUUUGCUUGACGUCACAACUGUGUAUUUUAAUAAUCCGAGAGAAAAGCGUUGGUAAAAUCUUGAAGGGGUUUUCGCGUUGCACAAACAAACUGAACAUCGUGUCUGGUGUGUGUGUAUCGUUCGGGGCCACUAACAUGUACUCAUCGUCAUUAUCAUGUAUCGUUUAGUCAGUUAAGCACUCGUACAGUCUUUGAAAGUCAUUAUUAUCGUUGCUGAAGUUCUUCACGAGCUCCUCCAAGUAUUAUGCACUUUAAAAAUAGAGCCUUAUAAUGUGGUUAACUGACAACAACAUCAAGUACUUGUCUUUGUAAAUCGAGCGCAACCGUGAACGCUGACUUUUCCCGCCUUGGAAACGCAAGUGAUUUCCCGCUCAUUUUCUCCACGUAACACCAGAUUUGAUUUCAUACAGAAAUAUAUUUGAAAAUUGGAUAAAAAAAGACACUUGUACUAAAUUGUGUGCUUGUAUUAUAAAAUUAAAUGUUGGCUGUAAAUAAAUGUUAAAAUAGAACAAAAGUAUUGACAAUAUUUGAAAAAUUCUAAAUGAUACAUUAAAUGUUACAUUUAGAUUUUGAAAAAAAAUUAAUAUAAUUUUCUUCUACAGUGUACUCAACCCUCUUAUUUUAUUUAGAAUUUUAAAAGAAAACCGACAAAUUUAAAUAGUUGGCUGUAUGAAUACAUAAAAUAAAUUCAUUUAAAACAUAUUGAUUAUACAUCGAACAGAUUUGGUUCAAAAUCAGUUUUUACUCAGAAACAAACAAUUACAAAGAAUCCACAAGUAACUAAAUUAAAUUGAAUUUCUAAGAAGAAAGAAACAAAAUAGUAUUUAUUUUUAACUUUAGAAUAUUUUAUUUUUUCUUACAAAAUGUACUCAGAAUAUUUACAGCUUUAAAAAGUAUUUUACAGUUACAUAAUUGGCUAUAUUUAUAAACUUGAAAAGACUGACUAUAAAUAAUUGGCUGCAUGCAUCAAAAAAAAGUUAAUAAGUAUGAUUAAAAAGAAUUGGUGUCAUUUCACCUAGUAAAUUUAACAGCCACUACACUUAACCCUUUAUAUUAAACAUUACAAUUUGAAGUAGAAAAUCUAAACUAAAAUAGUGAUUUGCGGUGCAUUAUGGGAGUGAGCAAUCACUUUUAACCUGUUUUGUUAUGAUUCACAUUUCCAUAUUAACAGCGACUUUUUCAGAUGAAUGAAACCGAAUGAUUUAAAAGAUAAAACGAACCCUCAGAAGCACAUAUGAUCUAAAAAGCCUGUGAUUUCUGUGGCAGACGUUCACUGCUGCGCUCUGUGACUUGUUCAAUGAACCGCUCUGUUGUGCUCUACUGUCUUUGGAGAUGUUGUCCUCUUUUCCAUUACUGUAGGAGACGCUCUACUGUCAACCAGUGAUUUUAAGCAACCGUAACAUAUUGUGUAUAUUUGAUGUAUUUGAAUGUAGCCAACAUCUUAAAAAAAAAAACUUGAGGAUUUCUAUCAACAACAAAAUCGUAUUCGUUAUGUAGUGAAAUCUCGAGGGAGGAAGCAUUAACCUACCUUUAAUAAAACUAUCUUGACCAAAGAA
Molecule: messenger RNA, 2700 nt
Organism: Carassius gibelio (silver crucian carp)
Lineage: Eukaryota; Metazoa; Chordata; Actinopteri; Cypriniformes; Cyprinidae
Product: calcipressin-1-like
Exons: 4
Coding region: 281-904 (207 amino acids)
Biological process (GO): calcium-mediated signaling
Cellular component (GO): nucleus; cytoplasm
Molecular function (GO): nucleic acid binding; calcium-dependent protein serine/threonine phosphatase regulator activity
Source: RefSeq, a predicted model, not a curated record